AUGUCCCCCUGCCUCGCCCUCUUAUACGCCACCGCGCUCUUCCAAAUUGCCGAGCAUAUAGCCACCGCUUUAGAGUACAAAGCCGUCAUCAAGGAAUGCUUGCGCGGGUUAAUGAUAAGCAUACCCAGGGAACCCGUUGAAGAUAUCGAAGCCUUGGAAAUUGAUAUUGCGAGACUGCAGCUCGCAUCUCUCGUUGAGGCAUCCGCGGACAGGAUCCUUUCUCUUGGGAAUUGUAACUGGCCGGGAAAAAAGAGCGAGUUGGAGGUUCUAGAACGGAAAAAGAAGGAGAUCUUUGAGGGGUUCUCGGUAAAACGACAGCCCCGCGGGGCUCUCAAGAAUGUCCUGCCUGGCGUAGAAAUGAGGGCUCGAGUUAGGACUUACUGGGAAAACACCGCGAGUCAUGAAAAACGAAUGGAUUUCUUUAAUAUAGGAAUCCAAGAACUUGAAGCUCAUUUGGACAAGAAUAACUUGAAAACAGCGAAGCAAGUCUUGAAGGAAGCCAUAGAACUCGCUAAGGAGACGAAGAAAUGGAAGUUUUGGCUGUGUUGUUGCUGCGGAGCGAGGUCUUGGGAUGAUAAAUCGAACCUGAAGCACAUUGCCAAUGCGCAUUGUGGAGGUCUGUCAGAGUAUGAACGAGGCCUUUCGCCGCAAGGACUUCCUAGAGAGUUCGUUCAAAUGGUAGAAUCCGGGGAUUGGGGACCCGUGAAUUUUCGUUCAGCCAAGAAGAUUGUGAGAAAUCUGUCGUCUACUUCAUACGUCAUAGGCAAGGAAGUAUUUUGUCAAGAUAAGAAGCGCAUUGAAAUCCUUAACAGAAUUCGUUCUUGCCUGCAACUGUUUAUUGGCAUUGAUUGUUUUGCCCCAUAUCAUCUCCAAAUGUUGCAAACUUUUACAGCAAAAAUGCUGCAAAAACGCUUUAGGACAUCGAUACCUAAGGAACAUGUGGUGCACCAGACGCUCCAGUCUAUAUUACUUCUGGAAGCCUCAGAGCUUCAAGAGGUUUUCCGAUGGUUAACAAAUCUGGGUAGUGCUUGCGCAUUGCGUUGUCUUUCUGAGAAUUCUUGGAAAAUAGUUAGCGUGCAAGAGAGGACUGAUUUCUGCUCUAGCCUCCUUUUGGAGCGAUUCUUGGGAGGAGAUAUUUAUGCUGAAAGGACAUCUUCUGUAGAAGAGGUUGAUGCUGAUGCUUUUGUACGUUGGUUAUGCAAGGAAGGUCCUGCAAUUGAGGAUCAUUUAAAGGCAUGGACUAAUCUGAAAGAAACUGCAAAAAGUUCAGGAAUGGAGUUCUUCAAGAUCCUUGGGACCGAACUUCAGCGUCUGCGGAGGCUGUGCUGGGAAAAAAGCGAUAUGUUGCUGAAAGAAGAAGCAAUUCUGAAUGUUCAGAUAAUCUGUGGUGAAGAAGUUGAGAAAAGGGAACGAAAUCCAGGGUCAGGAGGGCGAUUCAGAGAGCGAUAG
Messenger RNA from Juglans microcarpa x Juglans regia, 1449 nucleotides. RefSeq lists its product as uncharacterized. The record is from RefSeq and is a predicted model, not a curated record. Lineage: Eukaryota; Viridiplantae; Streptophyta; Magnoliopsida; Fagales; Juglandaceae. The coding region runs from base 1 to 1449 and encodes 482 amino acids. The transcript has 2 exons.